AUGGACACCCGCAACGGAGGAGUUACGGGUGGUAUUCGUUUCAAGAAAAAGGUAACGAAUGUAUUAAAAACGGUGCCAAGAAAGCUGUUUGGAAAUGCGUACCUAAAUAUCCCUUACAUCAGCCGGGGUAAGAGCAAUGAGGCAGCAGGGCCUCAGCCUAGAGCAGAAGAAGGAAGUCAUUUGAUGAUUUUCCCCUCACAAGUGUGGGAGAGCCAUGCUUCGGCACGAAUGGGUAGGCUCGACCGGAGUGAUACCACGGCCUCACAGAAGACCGGCGUGAAACAACCACAGCGUUGUGUUUCGCCGUCUUACCAUUAUGAUGGUGAUGACUUCGAUAAUAUACGUUGGAUGGUCGGCGACAUAGCCGUUGUGAAGGUCGAAGAUAAUUUCAAUUUCGAGAGAAGAAUCCGUGGCUGCGACUUCAUACCAAAGAAGGUGUACUACAACAAUCAUUCUGCCGAAUUGGAGAAAGCAAGCCAAUUUGGUACUAUAGCAGGGUGGGGAACGACUGACCGUUUUGGAGAUUAUUAUAAUCAUCCACACCACAAGAACAAUGCACGAAUCACAGAAAAUUCACCGGUAUUACUGGAGACGGAUGUACGAUUGGUCUCCAAGAAGAAUUGCAAGCGACAUUGGGACCCUCGGUACCACUUCGUCAUAGACGAAGAUAUGAUCUGCACAACAGACAGCACUGAUUCUGAGUCCAUGAGCACUGUCUGUUCGAAUGAUCACGGAGGACCCCUAAUCGUUGGACAAGGCAAGAGUUCCGUGGUAAUUGGAGUUAUGUCUGCCUGUCUCACUAAAGAUAUAACAAAAAAAUGCUACGGGCCUUUCCUGUUCACCAGCGUGUACCGUUACAGGAACCUCAUCACCUGCGCCAUUGAAAAAGAUCUCGGCCCAGCUAAGGAUGAUAAUUCAGUGCACAAAGUUCGUGCUGAGGACGUGAUACUUGAAGACCCGAAGCCAACAACAAGACCACCCAAGGCAAAAGCAAAACCUGAAAAAACAACUACAACAACAAAAUUAGCGGUUUCUACUGUUACGUAG
Molecule: messenger RNA, 1047 nt
Organism: Spodoptera exigua (beet armyworm)
Lineage: Eukaryota; Metazoa; Arthropoda; Insecta; Lepidoptera; Noctuidae
Source: the annotation of a GenBank genome assembly